Molecule: messenger RNA, 1992 nt
Organism: Betta splendens (Siamese fighting fish)
Lineage: Eukaryota; Metazoa; Chordata; Actinopteri; Anabantiformes; Osphronemidae
Product: beta-1,3-galactosyltransferase 9
Exons: 2
Coding region: 664-1755 (363 amino acids)
Cellular component (GO): membrane
Molecular function (GO): hexosyltransferase activity
Source: RefSeq, a predicted model, not a curated record
UAUUGAGAACAAAAUAAAACUAAGAAGAAUAAGAAAAAUAAACAUGGAAAGUGAUAAGUAUAAGGUAAAGUAAAGGUGCAUGUUCUGGUUAUCAUAUCAUGUAACAGUGAAAUGACUCUUUACUUUCUUUUUACUACAUCUGGAUUAAUAAUAACGUUGUGGUCAACAGUGUUAAGUUCUGUGGUAGUUAGUGUUAAAUGUGUUAUUCAUAUAUGAAAAACAGAUUUGUAAUGAUCUGUUCUUGCUCCAUCUGUGAAUUGAGAAAUGAGACCACAGUUUGUUCACUUAUAACUUACUUUAUUUCUUCCUAUUUUAUGUGAAAUAACAUUUUGACAUAGUAUCAAUAAUUUGGAAUCCAUCACUAAAAAAGAAGUAGGUGUAAUUUUAAGAUUUCAUCACAGCAACUGUACAUCAUUCUUCCUCUUUAACCAUUUGAGUUUCUCCUGUGGGUCAUUAAUACUGCACGCGUGAUACAGGACACACUCAUCACUUCGUGAACCAUGUGACCUGGACAAGGGGGACAGAGUUUCAUGCCGAUAGAGUUUCAUGAAAGUGGAAACUGUCUGUCAGCCACAGUCCUGUUGUUAAAGUGACUACAGCCGUAGGCCCUCCGGUCACCAUCAGUGCGCACGCAGAAACAACACGACUGGUGAAGCAGGUGUCAUGCGGUGCUGUCUGUGUAAUCUUCGUACCCACCAGUGGUGUUUCCUCCUCUUCAACGUGUUGCUCUUCCAUGCCUUAUUGUUUGGGGCUGACUUUGUUGAGGAGUUCCUCCUGCAGCCUACCCCUGGAAUCUACACUGAUAGUUCUGUUGCUGAUGUACGGGAGAAAGCGAGGAAAUUAGAUCUGAGCAAUGCCAGAAGAAACGUGUCACAGGCCUAUUCCAUCUGCAACCCUGCUGCAUGCAGAAACUCAGACCUCUUCCUCCUGUCUAUAGUCUUCAGCUCCCCAGCUAACGUCACCCAGAGAGAUGCAGUCAGGAAGACAUGGGCGAACCAGACCCUCGUUCGAGGCUUCCCAGCACGGCUGCUCUUUUUCGUAGGCUCAAGUCAGUCUUCUGAAGCACAAGAGGCCCUCGUGAGGGAGUCUGAUCACAAUGGGGACAUGGUUCAAGGUCACGCUGGGGCUGACUCAACCUUUCGUGGCCAAAUAGAGACCACACUGCUGGCCUUCCGCUGGGUCAUCACCUUUUGUCCACUGGCACGCUUUGUUCUCCUGACCAAGGACUCUGUGUUUAUCAACCUCCCCGCCAUCGGAGGCUACCUCCUCGGGCUGCACAGGCACCCUGAGGACCUCUAUCUAGGUAGAGUGAUCCAGAGAGAAGCCCCUAAUCGAGACCCCAGCAGUCCUGGUUACAUGCCGCCAUUUCUCUACCCCGACAAGUACCUGCCGGAAUACUGUGAUGGAACCGCAUACGUUCUAUCUCAGGACGUGAUCCGAAAAGUGUACGUAGCAUCUGCAGCAGUCCGUGCACCUGUGCCGGCUGAUGUUUUUGUGGGUCUAUGUGCUCGAAAGGCUGGUGUGGCACCGACCCACAGCGCCAGGUUCCCCGGAGAGAAACACGUCCACUUCAACAUUUGCUGCUACCGCUACCUGUUCAGCUCGGCUGAAAUGGGGAGCCAUGAACUGGAAGCAGUGUGGGCCGACCUGGAACAGAGGGGUGGAGAAUGCUCACUAUUUCAGACCUAUUCUGGUCUGGUGCGCUGCAAGACCCUCACCUAUCUGGAUAAGCUUCAGCUUACAGGGGCAAAUUGAAUCCAAUGGUUGAUUACCAAGUCAUAUUUGUCAUUGUAAGCAGUGCUAAAGGAAAACAACAUUAAUUAUAUUCCUGCCCUUUGCACGUCUGUCAGUGUUUGCAAAUCCCUGUCGUAUUAAAUUUGAAUUUGGUAUAAAUGAAGGAAGUGAGAAGUGAGAAGACCCUUUACUUGAAAGAUUCCUCUUUAGGUUUUAAAUCCUGUAUGUGAUGUAUUAUAGAGCUUAUUGUACAAUAAA